AUGGUAGACGUUAAACAGCCAGCGAACCAAGGCGCAUCAAGCGAAGCAGCUGAAUCGGAGCAGCAGCCGGCAAGCCAGCCGAACGGGGCGCAUCCAGCCCAGCAGUCGGUAAGCCAGCCGAAUCGAAACAGCAGCCGGCAAGCCAGCCGGAUCGUAGCUCAUUCCACGAGCAGCCGGCAAGCCAGCCGAAUCGGAGCAGCAGACAGCAAACCAGCCGAACGGGGCGCAUCCAGCCCAGCAGUCGGUAAGCCAGCCGAAUCGAAGCAGCAGCCGGAUCGUAGCUCAUUCCACGAGCAGCCGGCAAGCCAGCCGAACGGGGCGCAUCCAGCCCAGCAGUCGCUCAUUCCACGAGCAGCCGGCAAGCCAGCCGAACGGGGCGCAUCCAGCCCAGCAGUCGGUAAGCCAGCCGAACCGAAGCUCAUCCGUCGAGCCAUUCCGACCCAGCAGCAACCGGCAAGUCUACCGAACGGGGCGCAUUCAGCCCAGCAGUCGGUAAGCCAGCCGAACCAAAGCUCAUCCGUCGAGCCAUUCCGAUUCAUCAGCAAGAGGCAGCAGCCGGCAAGCCAGCCGGAUCGUAGCUUGUCCCACGAGCGCUACUGCAGUGAGUUUUUUAAGAGUUUCCUCACUGCAGUAGACGUCAAACAGCCAGCGAACCGAGGCGCAUCAAACCAAGCAGUCGGCAAGCCAGCCGAACGGGGCGCAUCCAGCCCAGCAGUCGGUAAGCCAGCCGAAUCGAAACAGCAGCCGGCAAGCCAGCCGGAUCGUAGCUCAUUCCACGAGCAGCCGGCAAGCCAGCCGAAUCGGAGCAGCAGACAGCAAACCAGCCGAACGGGGCGCAUCCAGCCCAGCAGCCGGCAAGCCAUCCGCAUCGUAGCCCAUUCCUCGAGCGCUACUGCAGUGAGUUUUUAA
Molecule: messenger RNA, 909 nt
Organism: Armigeres subalbatus
Lineage: Eukaryota; Metazoa; Arthropoda; Insecta; Diptera; Culicidae
Product: transcriptional regulatory protein AlgP-like
Exons: 3
Coding region: 1-909 (302 amino acids)
Source: RefSeq, a predicted model, not a curated record